GGUGAUGUUCUGUGUGUCUUUUCUGUAGACGUCGGCUGAUCUCCCAGCGAUCUUCUCUGGAGACUUUGGAGGACAUAGAGGAAAAUGCCCCACUACGCAGAUGUCGGACUCUCUCAGGAUCACCCAGACCAAAGAACUUUAAGAAGGUUCAUUUUAUCAAGAACAUGCGACAGCACGACACCAGAAACGGCAGGCCAACUCCUGAAGCUGAUUGGCAGCAGGCUCCUCUGGGAGCGAUGCAGAGGGAGAAUAGUCCUUAUCAGCAGCAGAAGAUCCUUCUGUAGCAUAUUUUCAGUGCUGCCAUAUCGAGACUGUACCCAAGUCGGGGACAUGAAGUUGGAUGGUGGACGCCAGUGCCAUUCUAGUGGAGUGUGUCUGAAAGAGAUCAUUGGUCUUGAAGGUGUGGAGCUUGGAGCAGACGGGAAGACUGUUUCGUAUACACAGUUCCUGUUUCCAACCAAUGCUCUAGGAACUCGGAGGAACACAAUAGACUCCACCUCAUCCUUCUCCCAGUUUCGCAAUGCAAGCCAUCGUAGCCUUUCUUUGGCAAGAGCUAACAGCACCCAGGGGAGCAUCGAUGCAGGCAGUGACCUGGGAGACUAUGUUGAAUAUGACCCAAAUCUUUUAGAUGAUCCCCAGUGGCCAUGUGGCAAACAUAAGCGGGUUUUAAUAUUUCCUUCAUAUAUGACUACAGUCAUAGACUACGUGAAGCCAUCAGAUCUCAAAAAGGACAUGAAUGAGACGUUUAAGGAGAAGUUCCCUCACAUCAAGUUAACCCUCAGUAAAAUAAGAAGCUUGAAGAGAGAAAUGCGCAAGCUUGCUCAAGAAGAAUGUGGUUUUGAAGAGCCCACAGUAGCCAUGGCCUUUGUCUACUUUGAGAAGCUCGCUCUCAAGGGGAAGCUGAACAAGCAGAAUAGAAAGCUUUGUGCUGGAGCCUGUGUUCUUUUAGCAGCCAAAAUUGGCAGUGACCUCAGAAAACAUGAAGUCAAGCAUCUUAUAGAUAAACUGGAAGAGAAGUUCCGGCUGAACAGGCGAGAGCUGAUUGCCUUUGAGUUCCCGGUGCUGGUGGCCUUGGAGUUUGCUCUCCACCUUCCUGAGCACGAAGUGAUGCCACACUACAGACGCUUGAUCCAGAACUCCUAGCACUGGCUGCCCUGCUGGGAAGGGGCUCCGGACUGUUCCCACCCGGCUCUCUUGAGCUGCAGUUACUACUGGAAAUGCAAAAUCAGACUCCUAAAACUUCACUCUCUCCCUCUCCGAACCAGUUUUUUCAACAACUGAUGGGAAACGCUGCGUUGACAUAAGACUCAGCUUUGACAAAUUUAGAUGUCGUUACUUUCUCAAAGCAGGUGGAGACUGAGAUGUUGGUACAUGGUUAAUGUGCUGAAACUGGAUGACAACUGACCCUACCAGUGGGGACUGCGGACCUACAAGCUACCUGUCAUCAGUCAUACAAAAGCCUGAGGGGGCAGCCUCCAUUACCAUCCCUCUCUCAAUCACACAAACCCUGAAAGCCCACUUGAGUGCAUUCUCAUAGUGCUUUUUCUACAGACCUGCUGCAACUCAUGAAAGGACUCCUUGUGAAAAAGCUUUUAAAGAGGAUAUCUUCACUGUGUCAAAAAGAAUGUGCCAAUCUAUUUUUGUAUCAGCAAUUGAAAGUGCACUUUUUCCUGUGGGGUGUUUGUGUGUAGAUGUGUGUGUGUGUGCGCGAUGCAGAUCUGACCUGUGUCCAUGUGGGUGGCUUUGCUGUUUCAGCCUGUAUCAGUUACUGAGGGGGAAGAUCAAGGUGACCUUACGUGUUUACUUCUUGAAAAACAUAACUACUGGAAAAGUGGUAAAUGGGAUCAUUUUUGGAUGCUCGUUUUAUUGUUUUCUAAUUCUCUGAUCUUUCCAACAUCUUACCUUUGAAAGGAUUACACUACUAUCAGGAGAGAAGGAUCAGCAACUGACCAUAAGUUUUCAGUCAUGUUUGUGAUAAAAGUGAAAGCAUUAGUAUGAGAUUUCCAUGUCAUGUUUUUUAAAAAUAUCUUGUGUUAAGCCACAUGCUUAUUUUUAACCUUCGCACUUUUCCCACUGUGGAGAUGGUUAAGACUUGCACUGUGUAGUGUUGUAUUUCUGUGCUCUAUGUUAGAGUGCAUAAUAAGCACAUUUAUUGUGCUGUAUCUUAAAACAGUGUUUUAUUAAAAAAAAAAA
Meleagris gallopavo (turkey) is the source of this 2193-nucleotide messenger RNA. The record is from RefSeq and is a predicted model, not a curated record. Lineage: Eukaryota; Metazoa; Chordata; Aves; Galliformes; Phasianidae.